Nerophis lumbriciformis (worm pipefish) is the source of this 1287-nucleotide messenger RNA. RefSeq names its product GAR1 homolog, ribonucleoprotein (gene gar1). Gene Ontology annotation, molecular function: box H/ACA snoRNA binding. The record is from RefSeq and is a predicted model, not a curated record. Gene Ontology annotation, biological process: ribosome biogenesis; snoRNA guided rRNA pseudouridine synthesis. Gene Ontology annotation, cellular component: box H/ACA snoRNP complex. NCBI's taxonomy places the organism in Eukaryota, Metazoa, Chordata, Actinopteri, Syngnathiformes, Syngnathidae.
CACGUCGUGUGCUGGCUCAACUUAUUUCCACAAUACGGAACAAGACAAUUCCUUUUCAUUUAAAUUUUUGUCAUACAGUGUAAAUCCAAAUAGCACAGUCGAAAUCUGUAUUUCCGACAGUUUCCGUGCUUGGCUUUGCGACACUGGCCGCACCGCUUUACGGCAGAGGAGUCCCACGUGUUGUGGUCGCAUGGAGGACUGCUGAGUCGGGAGUCGCUGCCAAAGUUUAGUUCAGUUGAAGAAUGUCGUACAGAGGCGGUGGAGGACGAGGUGGAGGAUUUAACCGCGGUGGGGGAGGCAGAGGAGGAGGCUAUGGCGGCGGAGGAGGCUACGGCGGCAGAGGAGGAGGCUAUGGCGGCGGCAGGGGUGGUGGUCGUGGAGGUUUUAACAGACAGCAAGACUAUGGACCCCCAGAAUAUGUUGUUGCUUUAGGAGAGUUUGUGCAUCCAUGUGAGGAUGAAAUUGUGUGCAAGUGCACAACAGCUGAAAACAAAGUUCCCUACUUCAAUGCCCCGGUGUACCUGGAAAACAAGGAACAGAUUGGCAAGGUGGACGAGAUAUUCGGACAGCUGCGUGACUUUUAUUUUUCCGUCAAACUUUCUGAAAAUAUGAAGGCGUCUUCGUUUAAAAAGCUGCAGAAGUUUUAUAUAGAUCCAAUGAAGCUCCUACCACUGCAGAGAUUCCUGCCCAGGCCGCCUGGAGAAAAAGGCCCGCCAAGAGGUCGAGGUGGGGGUAGAGGCGGAGGAAGAGGCGGCGGUCGCGGAGGCGGAUUUCGUGGUGGAAGAGGAGGUGGUGGGCGGGGAGGAGGUGGACGUGGAGGAUUUGGAGGAGGUGGACGUGGAGGAUUUGGAGGAGGUGGACGUGGAGGUGGCUUCAGAGGGAGAGGCGGAUUCAGAGGCGGGAGAUGAUUUGCCAUGUGUCGAUAAUUCAUCCCAGCGCUUUUUUAAGGGUUUCAGCACCUUUCUACGUGUAUACAUCAUUGGACAUUACAUCUGGGGUGCAUUUUUUUUUUUUAGUUUUAGUUUUUUUUUUUUUUAACAAGUCUUGUACAAGUGAUGGACAUUUUGAUUUUUACUCCAAAUGCUUGUGACAACCACAUUUCCUUCACUGUGUGCAUUGGCAUGCUAUUGUCCUGUGAGCAUGAGCACAUGCCUUCACAAACCAUCAUUAGUCACAUAUGAACACAUGUGGGCAAAGGGGACCCAGAGUUUUAUAACAUUCUGAAUUUAUCUGCAGAAAUUGGUCAAGUAUUUUGUAAUUAUCAUGAUUAAAUGUUUUUUUGUGUAA